GGAAAACCGGCCAGAAAAACGGAGUGAGAGAGAGACCUCAGUCAUCUAGUGAUUGGAGAUUCAUCCGGGCGCUCAGGGCGCACAGACGGAGUUGCACAAUCAGCGCGCCAAAGGGACAGAGAGAGCAGAGAAAGCAUCAGCGCUCCUCCAGCUCUGUCAUCUAACAGCUGCUGCAAGGGGAUAUUAAACACAAGACGGAAAACUUUUCUUCACUGUUUUGAUUUUUUUACGCAAAGAAACUGUUUGGAAAGCUCGCGUUGUGAGGAGAACAUCUGAUUUUUGGAGACAUGCAGCGGUGCACGGCGGUGCUGCUUUUGUUAGUGGUGGCCUUAUACUUCCUAAAUGCAGAAGGUAAACUCAAAGGUCUGUUCCCUUUUUUAGUUUUUGCAUGCAGUGUUAAAAAACUUUGUUGUGUUGUGUUGUGCGUAGACUCUGUAACAAAAGAGAAAAAUAUAUGUUUAGACGCAGUCCUUGAUAACUCCUCUGCAUUAUAACGUGUUUAAAGGGAGCAGCCAAAAAGUUAACUCCAAAAUCCCUCUUCUGUCCACUUUGUUUGACAUAUAAGCGAAGUUGCUGCCAAACAUCCACAAAUUCCCAUGCACAGGCUCUGGAAACUUAGUCCAAGUGGUCUGUCUGUUUGCAUGCAUGAUUUUACAUAACCAAUGCACCACCUGCUGCAUGCAUCUGAAUCCUAAUCUGAUAACAAAAAACCCAAACACUCUUAAACUACGAGAUAUAUUUUACUCUUCAAGCUUUCUAACAACUUAAAACUGAUAGAAUAGAAUGAUGAAUAUGUCUGUAGUGAAAAAUAUGACUCAGGACUUCUCAUCCGAAGAGUAAAAUGGUCAUUUCAAGCCUCUCUGCACCAUGAACACCACUCAGUGUGAUUCUGUGAAUCUGGCAAGAUGAGUGAAGUUCACCAUAUGUGGGUGAAAUAAUCCAAAGCCAGUAUUCAUGGGGGGAGUGACUGCUUUAGACAAAGAGUCUGCGUUUUUUCAGCUGUAGAAACUUCCAGUAAGCACACCUUGAAAAUCCUUUAAGCACCAUCGUGAGUCAAAAACUUAAAUUUUUCAUGUGAUGUUUUUGGAAAGAAAUAUCCUCUAAAAUGAGUUCAUAGAGUCCUUUGUUAUUUAAUGCUUAGAAAUGAUAAAAUAUUUUUGCUCAUAUCAAGAGGCUCAAAUCUUUAGAUAGCUAUGUCUUAUUAUGGGCUGCUCACUGAAGCCAUCACUCCCUGCAUGGAUCCCUGGUCUAUAUGAAUAUUUUAACCUCACUGUUCACCUUUUUUAUUGGACUUUAUAUGUGGUGAGUGCCAGCACCAGUGUGUGGAUAGUGACAGAUUUAGUGUCCGGCGAGGGUGAGGGUAGAGAGCUGGUGAUGGAUGAGGGAAACCUUGGGCUCUCCAGGUCAUCACCUCCUAUCAGAAAUAAAAACAACCCUGCAGAACUCAUUUCCUCUGCAUUUCAUACAGCAGCAUAAAGUCACUGCAAAUAGAAAACUGGGUUUCAUGCUGGACAGAGUUGAUAAGAUAUAAAGCUACUCGAAAAGUGUGACUGCAUGUCGCCUUAAUUGAAAACAGAUGUGUGCAUGCAUCUGUUCAGAGUAUCCAGUGUUGGAAGACUUAAUUUUUUGUGUAGUUUUAUGAAAACGUAGAAGCAUGAGUGGACCAGGUUCUGCCUGACUUGAAUGCAUUUGAUGUGAAUCUAUAAAUCAUGUUGGUUCUAUGAGAAAACAGCAGAUCUGUUUAUUUUGUCAUAGUGCACCAAGCUUGAAGUUGAAUCUUCUCAAGGUGUUUUUUUCUAAACCGAAUCUUCAGCAGCAAUAUAAAAUUCUGGCAAACUGGACAAAAAAACAUAACUUUUAUUCAUUUUUGAAUGGAUUUAAAGUCAUCUGGGGUUAUUUGUAACAUUUUAUGUGGCCUAAUUGAAGUCCUGUUUUGAAAAUCUUGUGAUGUUUCAACAGCGAGAUAUCAGACUUAAAUUCUGGCACUGCUAAUCUCCUCUUGUCAGCGUGCGCUCCAAAGAUAAACUGUUGGCUGAUUUGGAGCCAAUUUGCCGUCAGAUCAUGAAGCAUUAACUUUUCUAUCACUUAAAUCGCUGUGUUCGUUUUCCUCGCUGGAUGUAAUUCAGAGGCGAACCUUUAAUGAUCUGUCACAAAGUAAUGUUUACACAUGAUCAGCUAGCAUUACUCCUGAAUCAUCUGUGUGUUUCUGUGUGGUGAUGUCUUUUAUUUGUUGUUUGAACAGCCUACAAGUGCAGGUGCACCAGGAAAGGACCAAAGAUCAGAUACAUGGAUAUACAGAAGCUGGAGAUCAAACCCAAACACCCGUACUGCCAAGAGAAGAUGAUAUUGUGAGUCAUUUUCAGUUUCUUCAUCCUUCCUCUCACCUGCCAGGUAUCGAUCCCCUUCCCUCAUCCUUUUCCCCAAAAUACUCCUUUUACCUUGUUUCCUCUCCUUGUUUUCUUCACAACUUCUUCCUUUCUUCCUCUCUGUAUUUGAAGAAGUCAUAAAAUCACAUUAUUUGUACCCUCCUCCUGACACACACACAUAUACACAGAUGUCACUUUUUCACGACUAUCCGCCUAAAUACUAUAAAAACUGUUUGGCAGGUUCAUAGUAAUUAUCCAAACAACCCGCCGCAUGUGCUCGAAGCUCUCAGGAGGAUUUACAGUGUGUUGAUAAACAGAUGUUUGAAUUUAGCUCACUAUGAAGGGUGAGGAGUGAUGUGAUUGGUGGAAAAAUGGGCUACUUUCCAGAAGGUACAAGUACUCUCAAAUCUAACUUUAUCAAAUUCUUAAAACAUAUUUAAGAUCUUAGUUUAUGUGCAAUUUAUCACAAAUCUGUGCAUCCCAGCCUCCAGUUUUAUUUGCCUUUGAACCUGUAUUUUUAUUUUUCUCUACAAUGCACUAUUUUUAUCCCUCAGCCAUCCAUUCCUAUAAAAUCUGACCUGAUCUUUAAGAUGAUCACCAGUCCUCAUAGAUUUCAGGAGUUAAAACAGACACAAAGCCGCCUGUGGUGCUCAGAUACAUCGAGUAACUUUAGAUAAAUACACUAAAUUUCUAUAGUCAGCAUGCAGUAUCUUUUCUCUAAGCUGUGAUGUUGGAUCAACUCUCACUCAAAACUGGAAAUGUGAGCUGUGAUUUUAGGGUUGAAUCAUGUAAAGUUUUCUGUCAUGUGGCGAGAACAGAUGGGGUGUUAUGUCAGCCCUCCCUGGAGUCAGUUUGCAGAGUUCGAACUCUGCUGCCACCUGCUGGAAGAUUGAAGUAUUGCACACAUGGUCAACAGCAGCAGUGACAGACACUGACCAUGUGGUUGUGGCAUACGUGUUGAAUUCGUUUAUGCAGUCAUGUCUUUUGGAGAGGAAAACAUAAUAUCUUGUAAUGUUAGUAAUUAUAUUCAAGCAAUUGCAGCCAAGGUAAGAGUUAGGGUUAGUGAUAAGGGAGGAUAAGAAGGGGGCUUACACUGAAUAUACAGUAUUUCCGAUCAGAUUUUUGACAGACCUGAUAAAAGGUAUAACUUCUAAUCUAAAGAUAACAAAGUAUCUCAAUAACUUUAAAUCGUAAAAUAAUAAUAAUUGAUAAUAAUUAUACAUAGAAUACUUGAUUCUGACUAGUUGAAAUCCCACUACAAUGGUAAUUUAUCAAUUCAAUCAACAUGAAGGCACAUCCGUCCCAUUUUACCUCUGCAUGAUGAAACUAGGGCACAACGGUUAGUUUCCUCCAGCUCCAAGAGCUGACAGGAUCAGCAUCACAUGGGGUUUCACUUGACCUGUCAGGAUUGCAAUUUGCAUAACCACCUGCUCCCUAUACAUUACUGACUCACACCAUUCGACAAUGUGUUUACAGAGUGUGUCAAUCACUGAAUAAAAGGAAGUAAAAAUUGAAAAAUCUGCUGUGAGGGAAACAAUCUGAGGUUCUGGAUUUUGUUUAUGUCCACUUACAGGUCCGUCACUGUGUGUUUUUGUGUCCCCCUGCUGACAGCCGUUAUUUAAGGCCGCUCUAUUAGCAUGAGAUGGGGGCCACCAGCCACUGGUGCCCGGUGAAAAAUGAGUCCCAGCGGGCUCCGGAAAGCCACAAAGAGAAAGAGAGUAGGAGAGAAAUGAGGGAGAGAGUCCCCCCUCUGGCCUUUGUUGUGACCGUUUGGCUUACGCUGCUCAGUUUGGCAUUCAGGGCGACCACUACGGACUCCACACACAAGCUUUAAGCUUCAAAGUGUCCCUGUUUACCACUUCUUCCCUCUCUUUAGCAUUAAUUUCUCUCUCCCUGUUUUCAUUUUAUCUAUAUUUUAUUUUAUAUAAUUUUUUCUCAAUGAUAUAUACUGUAUAUAAUGUAUAUCACCUCAUCUGUGCAUUUUUGUCUCUUUUUUUAGUUAAAACAAAUAAUUUACCCCAAUUACAAUACACAUAUAUUUUCAUUUAAAUGUACAUUUACUAUCAAAGUUAAAGAAAAGGGCAAAUUAAGAUGUUAAAAAGUACCAGGCUUCAUUAUGAAAUGAAAAGUAACUCAUAAACGAAUCUUAAUGAGCUUUUCAUCUUGUUUGUGGUUACUGAGCUCAUUUUGGCCACUUUUAAUCCUCCCUAUAUGAUAUUAUUGUGUGUUUCUAAUCCCAAUUUAAAUUGUUAUAAAAGUAAUAAAAAAGUUUCCAAUCACUGGCAUUAAAAUAAAAAAGGAUCAUACUUUUGCCUUGAAUAUUGCAGGGUAGAAAUUUAAAGUAGCCUAAAACAAAAUGAUAUUUCCUCUUAUUUCUUUUCUCCAUAGCCACUAAAAUCCUUCCUUUAGCCCCCUUACGGCCUAUUUUCCCAUCCUUUGCCCGUGCUUAUGUAACAUUUUACAAACAGUAUUAGCCUUCAGAGCCAGUGGCUGCGCUGAGGCUGUUCAGGUGAAUUAAAAUAAGGAGAAACUAAAGCUCAUAUUAAAACAGAAAUUAGGUUAAAUUUCAUCUCAACUGAGCAGUUGUGGAUAAACAUUCCGGGUGUGUGUAUUUCAGCCAUGCAGAGUCAAUCUGCAUUCAUGCAUACAAAGGCACUUUUGCUACCAAACGCACACACAUUCAAGGAUCAGUUCAAAGCAGAUACAGCUGUCCAGUGAAACCUCAAACAGCCAAACAAAGUGACAACUGAAUCAGCAGGAAAAUAGCUGCAGAACUCUUUAAUCUAAUCUUUAUAUCUGGUGAAUGCUGAGGUUUUUAUUGAGAGUGAACUCUUUUCUCUGCCACUCAACUCAUUUAACAUUCAUGGUUUGGUGAGUCUUUGAGUGUGUCACUGGCUGGAGAGGCCCCAUAGCACCGUGGGAGUUUUUUCCCACAUUUCUCUUGUUAAGCCUGAAUAUGCCACAUGCAGGCAGACUGUCUCCACCGCUGCCUUAAGCAGAGGGUAACAGACAGGCCGAUUGGUUCAAUGAGCUUGGGUGUCAAAUAUUUAAGCGGCAGCACCAUAAUAUUAUUUCCCUGCCAAGUAACUGUCUCACUGCCCAGUGUGUGCUGAUCCUUCUGAAUGAAGAGGGCCUUUAACUACGGAAAUCUUAUUGAAGGCAGUUUAGAAGAGCAGAGUAGAGACAGAGAAGAAUGGGGCAAAAAAUGACCUGGAAAAACUCAGAAAACGUGUGUUUUCACUCUCUAAAGCUUUUUAAGUCGGUGAAAAAACAUACUAAGAAGUGGGCUCAUCUAAUCUUCUUUGAAAGUGUCAAAGUUCUUUUCCACAUUCAUAUUUUGCUGAAAGAUGCACAAUUUUUCUAUCCUGUCUUGUCUUCAUAAUUUCUGAAAAUUAUUCAGCACAGAACUACUGAAGCAGUCAGCAAAUCCACACAUUAGGAGUUAUCUUGCCAAAUCGUGGUAGCAUCAGUUAUCAAAGUCAAUAUGACUACAAAUGAAUUUAGAAUCUUUAACGGUCUUAACAUUUUAAAUUGUUUGUUUGUGUCCCCUGUCAGUGUGACGAUGGAGAAUGUGGCUCGGUUCAAAGGUCAGGAGUACUGUCUUCAUCCCAAACUUCAGAGCACCAAGAAUCUGGUCAAAUGGUUCCGCAUCUGGAAGGACAAGCACAGGUAAAUAUCCUGUUUUUUUUUUAAAUUAAUAAAUCAAAAUUCUUUUGACUCAUGUAUUUGACCUUUUUUAAUUCACUGUGUGUAGUCAUUUCUUAUUGAGAAUAAAAGCAUUCAUUGAUAAGGCAUUAAUUUUAAGGCAAUUCCACUGCAUACUGACAUUGUCCGUUCUUAUUUUAGAAAAUUUCAGCAUUACUUUGAAUCGCUGGAUAAUUUUAGGGCUCAGUAUUUCCACCUGGUAUUCACACUCUGUGAGGAGUUUAGCAGCUUAAGAGCCAAAUAUGACUUGAAGAGAUUGGCAUAGGCAUGUCCAGACAUGUCCAGACAUGUUUGAUGGGGUGCCUAACUAGGUAGUGACUUAUACAGGGGUGCCAUCAAUAUAUACCUUUACCAUCUUUUUCUCACAUAAAAAAAAAUAUAGCAAAAUUUAGCUUUUAUUUACUUUGCCAUCCCUUUUGGUGUACAUGGGAGUAAAUGUGGACCAAAAACAGAGCUCAAGACGGGUAGAAAAUUCUACUUCAGGUCAUUUUAUAGCUAGAAACACAACAGGGGUCUCAAUAAACGUGAGUGCUUUCCACAUAAAGUGGGUGCUUUUACUAGACUACUUUUAUCUUAUUAUUUUAUCAUUUAAAAAGCACCAGUGUUGUCUUAUUAGCCUGUUUUCACUGUUCCCACUCUAGCAAAAAUAUUGGUAAUGAGUUUUUACAAAAGAUACGAUGUGAACUGCUUUCACCUGAUCUCCCAGAAAAAAACAACCUGUUAUUAAUACUGACCCUGACUCUUGGUAUAUUUUAGUGGUUUCUUUCAGAUGACUUAGAAACUGCUGUUGUUGAAUUUUCUCAUUCAUUAUAUAUAACCACUGAAAAAAGCUUUGUGAAGUAGGAAGCAGAAAUUAUUAUUAUUAUUUUUUUUUUUUGCUGAGUACAAAAGAUCAUAUCCUGUUUUCUUCAUUUAUACUCCUUCCAACUACAAGGCUAACAAAUGAAAUUCAAGAUAAAUGUAUGUGCUUGUGCAGAGACUUGUGUAAAAUGAGUGAAGGCCAAUGGUGCAGAUAAACCAAUUUUAACUUUUCAAAGUCAUGAAAGUGUUGUAGUCACAAAGAAAUGAACUCUUUUUUUUUCCACAGGGUGUAUGAGGCCUAGAACUCGGCAACCAAGCACACAAGGCUCAAGUGAGACAAAACACCAGAUGAAAAAUACACCAGGACUGUUUUAUUGGAAGUACAAGGUGUAAUCUACAAUCAAACAGUACUUCCUCCUCUUUUGCCUGAAAUCUGUAAAGCACAGUAAGAGAUAUGUUUAGUUUGUAUAUAAAAAAGCUGGUGGGCUGGUUUUAGUCAGCCGUCUAUCUAGUUAGAGUCACUCACCUCUUCUGUCUUUACAGCUGUAGUUAUACUUUUUCAGUUACACAAUGAGGCGCCACCAUUUGUGUUCAGACGGUCAUGAGUUUUGUUCAGUUUUUCGUAAAGGGACUUUGAGAGGUCACUGCAGAAACAGGUGGACUUUUAUUUUUCUUUGAAAGUGCAUUGUGGGUGUGUCAGUUAAGACUUUUACUUCUCUGUAUUCAUACUACAGACAUCAUAUUUUGUACCAUGCCAACAUUUAAGAUCUGUUUACCUGUUUUUAUAGGGGGAAUGACAUGUACACAGCAGUGGCAUAUAUGUAAUCAGUUGCUAUGGUUUCGUCAUAUUUGUCAAACACUCUGCACCUCAAUACAAGGGAGUAGUUUCAGUAAGUAUUUAAUGACACAGAUAGCUAAUUCUCACCAUCUCUUCAUACAUUACAGUCUGUAAAUUGGAAUUAAUUACACUGAAUCAUAUACAGUAACCUCUAUCCUGAUAUUCAAGCCACUUUGCCACAGACUCGGCUGGUUUGAUAUGAGUGAUUUAAAAAAAAAAAAAAGGCCAUUAUUCACUGAAUUUAAUGUGCUGUAUUGAAAAGGCAGAAACAUUUGGAUUUAAGUCAUCAAUGUAUUAAGGUUAUAGUAUUUGAGGUGAGUAAUGAAUUGAGAAGUCGGGCCAUUUCCUGAAUGAAUCCUACAUAAUUAGGAAGAGUCAUCCACUUUUGGCCAUUUAACAGAAAGCAGCUAAAAAGCACUUAAGCAAAGCCAGGAAUUGACCCAGAGGUUAUGUCCACCUCUUUAUACAGCCAUAGCUAUAGUUGAAGGAAUAUGUAGUAAAACAUUGAAUAAAUAUGAAGCAAUACUUAGGAGAAACCAGCCUUAUUACCUCUUUAUUUCAGUAUACAUAUAACAUCCUGAAAGGAUAAGGCUAGUAAUAUUCUUGAUUUUAUCUGCGUUUAGAAACAUCACAAUUUAAAUCAAACCAUGCUACUCCACUUCUCAAUAAAAUCUGUCUGGAGCCGUUUAAUUCUUUUGUAAGACACAAUCCUGAAAAACAUAUCAGAAAUAAAAAAAUUUAAAAAAGUUUUAUAAGAGCUAAAACACACCUAUGACUGCUUUGGGCAUUGUAACACAUCCAUAUAAAUCUUAGAAACUUCACUCAGAUAGGGCCAAAUAGUGUGUCUUUCGGGGGCUGUUUAGGGCUGCAGAUAAACAAAAUUGGUGCUAAUUGGUAUUUACUAUGGAGAUCGCGUGUAUGGCAAUAAAUUACCAUAUCUUGAUGAAACAUGCUUUUAUAACAACUUUUUGGAAAUAAUGAGGUCCCAGCGUAGAGAAAAAUGAUACACAGGGCAAACAAAAUACUUAGUAGUGCGAGCAAUCUACUGUUGGUUCUUGUGGAAUUUGUUGAAAAUUAGAAAAUGUAGAAUAUCAUGUCACCUAUCUUGUUAUUAGGCUUGUUAUAUUGUCCCAAAUAAUAAGCUUUGAAAUUAGUGCUUAGUCACACUUGACAUUGUUUUACUCACUUCCCCUUUUAACAAUGACAUCCAGGUUUUUGUUUUCUUGCCACCAAACAGGAAAUAUUCAAAAAUACAUCCACGUGUAUACAAAAGCACAACAUACCCUUUCUCUUUUGAAGAAUGUGCAUUACUCUUGUUUUAUAUCGUAUAAAUAAAUAUAUAUAAAGAAGCAUUUUUGUAAAUGAACCAGUAUAGCCUAUAUGUUAGUGAGAUUGAAUUUACCUUAAGACUUUAUAGUGUCAUGUAUAUUAUAUUACUGCAAUAUAGUUAUUUGUUUUAUUUUGUUUUUUAAUUUUUCUUUUUGCUAUUUAAAUUUUGGUUUGGUAACAGAUAUUUGGAGGGUAAGUGUUUGGAUAUGCCCACCAAACACACCAAAACAUUCCACUGAGUGUAAAACCGUAAAAACAGCAAUAAAGUGUCUAUAGAGCAGCGUGUGUUUGGGUUUCAUUCACUGUCUGUGAUCAUCCAAACCUGGAACAGGAUGUAACGAUGUUGCUGAUGAGGAAAAAGACAAAUAUCUGCCUCGUUGAAGAGUUGUGACAAAGCUAGUCCAGCGGGUGGCAGUAUAAAUCAACUUAUUAUUAUAUAGGGCAAAGUGCAGCAGAGUAAAAAAUAUCUGCUUAUUCAUUCAGGCACUGCUCCCCAUUAAUAUCUUAUUGAUGGUGAUUGCAUCAAAGUGUUUUGCAUGCAUGUUAACCCAUGCAUAAUGCUCACAGUUAUUUUUUAGAGACAUAAAUGAUGUACAUUUAAGGUAAUUGAUUAAUUAAAUUCUCUGAAAAAAUCAAA
Messenger RNA from Xyrichtys novacula (pearly razorfish), 9676 nucleotides. Lineage: Eukaryota; Metazoa; Chordata; Actinopteri; Labriformes; Labridae. The record is from the annotation of a GenBank genome assembly.